AACGAGAAAGCAAAGUCGCUCGAGUCGAGGCGUAAAAUCGCGUUCGUAGAUUUCGAAAAUUUUCCACUUUCAGCUGCUGCGUUCAUGUUUCUCGAAUCGAAUCGUCUCGCGUAAUAGUGCGUAGUUUUUGUCGAAAAAGUAGUCGCAACCCGUUACCAGAUGUCGGUUCCUCCGGAAGGAAGUGGAGUUAUGGUUCUCGCUCGCAGGAAAUAUGGCCCAUUUGGGCGAUAAAGUGAAGUGAAAAUUCCCCGAACAUUGCGGAUUUUUUUUUCUACUUCUUUUUUGCUGCACUCAGACAAGGCCAUCUCGUCCAGCAAUAAAUACCAUCAUCAUCAUCAAACGGCAGCAGGUCAAUGUGAAGAAUAAGACGAACAAUGACGAUUACUCUUGCCAAGUAAAUUCUAUCAUUAUAGCACAAAAUCGAUGUAAAUAGCUACUAACUUUUGGUCGUAGAAUUAAUGGCAAACGCCCACAAUAACUAGUAGUGGGUCCGUGUGUUGUGGUAAUAAUCUUGCGAAUCAAAAUUAAAUCGAAUUCUGCAACAGCGCAAUUGGAAUACAAUUACAACAACAGUUGUGCGAAACAGAGUGCAUCUUUUCUUUAUUCGGCUUCCCCCCGAAACAACCGGAAGUAGCGGAAAACCAGCAGCUGGAGAAGUAGCACACAUCAACCAGAUGAGCUCGUCGUCGUCGUCGUCGCCGCUCGUAUAACUCUCAGCAACUGUAAAUAUUGGUAGCAGAAGCCCCGUCGAGAGUACUAUUGUAGGCCGUGGAGCAAAACGAAGCAAAGAAAUCUAAACCAUGGAUACGGCCACGGGUUCCGGUUUGAUGGAGGAGUACGACCUCAUGAAGCAAUCGAAAUAUCGCGUCUACAUGUCCAACAUCGACAAGGCGCUGAAAAACUUUGAAUACUCAAGCGAAUGGGCCGAUCUAAUUUCGGCUCUUGGAAAACUGAACAAAGUUAUCUCUUCCAACUCACAGUAUCCGAUCAUACCGAGGCGGAUCAAGAUAUCGAAAAGGUUGGCCCAGUGUAUGCACCCGGCCUUACCUUCCGGGGUACACCUCAAAGCACUGGAAUCGUACGAUGUGAUAUUCAGCAACAUCGGCGUCGAUAGGCUGGCGUCGGAGCUGUUCAUCUACAGUGCCGGGCUGUUUCCGCUGCUCGGAUACUCUGCCAUGAAUGUUCGACCGACACUUCUAUCGAUCUACGAGAAAUAUUUCGUUCCUCUGGGGGAAAAACUUCGUCCCGCACUCAGUGGCUUUCUGAGUGGAGUUUUUCCCGGACUGGAAUCAGGUCAGGAUCAUUUCGAGCGGACCAGUGGCUUGUUAGAUAAGGUGUGCGCUGCAGUUAAGCCGGAAUGCUUCUAUACCUGUUUGUGGGAAUGUAUCGUCACUAAUGCCUCGGUAAGACUGCCGGCUAUUUCCUACGUGUUGGAACACUUCGACAAAAAAAGAUCAUGCUCGGAGCAGAAACAGCUUAUGGGUGGUAGCAUUGAGCUGCUAGUAACUGGCUUGUGUAGCUGUCUGGUCGAUGCUGUCAUCUUAGUUCAGCGAAACACAUUAGAAUUUUUGCUGCUAGCAUUUCCUCUGCACGCAAUGACACUUUGCAAAAAAGAUAUUGUAAGGUUGGUAAAAACUGCUCUGAGCACUAUUCUCAGGAGGGAUAUGUCGCUGAAUCGAAGGCUCUAUUCUUGGCUUCUUGGUGCAGAUACCAGCCUAGGGAAGCACCUCGAGGAUAUCACUCACGAAGGAGAAACCUCCGAUCCCAAUAGCUACUUUGAAACCUACUCGAAAGAAGUUUUAGUUAGUGCAUUCAAGAUUAUCCUCAAAUCAAGCGUUGCAAGUACCCCGGUCGACCUUAGCCCAUACAGGAUAAUGAUCUCGCUUCUCGAUAAAGCCGAAAUAGGACAACGCAUCUUAGAUGACGUCCUCUGUGACAUCAUUCGGACAAUAUCGCUUUGUAAUGGAAACCACGAAGUGCAGAAAUCAGCCAACCUUCUAUUUUCAACCUUUGACCCGUCCUACAUUUGGAACUACAUGACUUCGCUUUAUCGGGAUGGAGCCGACAAGAAACAUGAUCAUCCUCCACGGCCCAGCAACCUUACCCACAACAACAUUAAAGACAACAUACAAAUAGAUUCUGGACCCCCGGGAACUAUUGAAGUGUGUUAUCUGACAGAGUUCCUGCUAGAAACAUUGUCCUUGGAAAUGUACAACGAAACAACGCGUGUGUACUUGCCCAAAUUCCUGCUCUCGCUGAUUCGCAUGCUGACGGUUUAUUCAGAGAAGAUGUCCGCACCGGAAGUGGCUGCCUCUCUCAAGCUGUGUGUUAAAAUUGUAUCCAAAGUGCAACCGAUGAUCAUGUCCGAAAAAGUACUGGAUUUGUCGAUCAGCACUCGCAGCAACAGUGUCACGCCCGAGGGUCAGGAAGCCAAGGAAGGAGUUUCGCUGGAGAAAAGUAAUUCAGAUUCUAAGAUUCACGAAACUUCGCUGCAAGUGAGCGAUGGUGGCAGUUUCACGCGUUCCAAUUCCAGCCAGGGCUUGAACAAAAAGGGCAAAUAUAACAAAAAGUCAAAGAAAUCAAAGUCCUAUACAAAGUUGAGUGAACUGGAGCAGCCCAUAAGUGGUGAUAAAAGUUCGACCAAUGUGAGUGUUUCAUCAGGGGUAACGCAAAGUGGUACAAUUGUUGGGGCUAGCUCGACACCGAAUUUAAAGAACGAUGAUCCCAGCACCGGUGGAGAGUCCAGUCAGGAGGAGCGUCAGAGCAUGGGUAGUGAUCGGGAGGACACUCAGUCGGCAGAUAUUGUGAUAAAGGUUCCGACUCAAGUUCAACAAUCGCCAGCUCAGAUGCCAGAUUGUCCAAUACUGGAGAAGUGCAUCAAACAGUACGUUUUAUUCUAUGAACUGUACGUGUGCAGACAAAUCUUUGACCGUUCUAAUUUGGAAUCGUCCUCGGGUGAUAGCUCGGGGUCAUCUUCGGAGCAAGUUAGUCUACAGGACAAUUUAUACAUCCAUUCAAACGACCCUAAACAUGUGCUGGAAGAUGUGUUUGUUAUAAAUGCGUUACUGCCAGAGCUCGAGGAGGCUUUCCAAGCGCUAAAGAUAAAUGGAGUAUCGGACAGUAGAAAACUGAAGGCGAUCCUAGCCAAAACUAUAGAUAACAAAACAGAUAACGAAACUUUCGAACGAUGGACAGAGUAUGAUUCCGGUAUAGAAAGAGGGUAUUACGAAAUAGGCAAGUUAUUGAUCCAUAACGAUAAACUGAAAGGUCUCGCUUCUAUUCGAAUCUCGGAAUCUCUGAAAAGUGCGCUCAAGCUGGCUUGUAAUGUGCUAACGGAAAUGUCAUCGUUUCCCAGUUAUGGUCAUGACUCUGGAAUGAGCGAACGUUGCGACGAUAUACCCGGAUGGCUAAAAUGUCUAACGAUAUUGGCUUCCUUGAUAGGAGAUCUGGACACGCAACUUUCAGCAUCACAAACUUUAAUUGACAUGGUCAGUCUUCUUAGAACUAACGGUCAGAAAUCCAGAUCCAGCAGUGCGGGGACCACAUUCGUAAUGAUGAUGCCUCUGCUUAAGCUGUCGCACGUGUUGUACCUCGAAAAUAAAACCAAAGUGUUUCAAGUGCUCACGACUAUGCUGUGGAACAAUCUGGACAGCAGUCGAUCGGAGGCUCGAACUAUCAGUAUUCUUCUUUACCGGAUCCACAGCUGCUUGGAUACCAGAUUUACCGAGAGUGUCAUCAUUAGCAAACUACUGGUUCCACAAGGACACGAUGCAAGUCCAGUUCGUGAACGUAACCUUCAUGUGCUCUGGUCUAUACCGACUUUCUCGACUGCCGAACUCAAAAUUGACCCAGCUGGUUUUCGACGGUUCCAGCUGUUAUGGAAACUAGGUCGAGACACACAUCAUGGAAAGGAGUUCGAAAAGUUGUUGUUCCUGGUUUUGGACUUAUUAACACUUCCCCCCAAUCUUUCGAUUCAGAUAACGGUUUCUAAAUGGCUACAAGAGGCGCUGGUACGCGGUGAUUUGAGUAGAGUCAUGAAACCCAUGAUUAAAAUUCUGUUGAACGAAAGUACUAAACGUAUGAGCAUAAUUCAUACUAAGCGGUACCGUCAGGAUACGGAUACGGGAAGUGAAUGGGAAAAAGAUCUGAUGGCCGAUGGAGAUUCGUUUUUGGAUCGGGAAUGCUUCGCUGUGAGCUCAGAAGAUGGAUGCAUUCGCUACCAUAUGGAUAAUGUGCUUAGUAAGAAGCGAAGCCCUAUUAGAACAAUCCACAAGAAAAUAUUUGGAGUCGCUAUCGGUUCCAAAUCGAAUAGUAAUCAGGUGUCGAACUACAUAACUAAUGAUAGCGCCAAGGAAGUUGCCUCGACUGCUGCCCUUGAUGAUAGUUAUACGAAAAUUUCUGUGAUAAUAAAUCCAUUGGAGUCGGAGCUGAGCGGCAAAAAUACGCCGACCAACACCCACGGUCAUAUCCGAAAUCGGUCAAAUUCGACGGGAUUGAUAGAUUGUGAGCAAACGGGGAACGAUUCAAGUAUGCUACAGAAUGGUUUGGAUAAGAAAGAAUUUCAUCGAUCCACAUCCGAUAUCGAUGAGGGUACGGAUGGUGACUUCGAGCGGAAGAAGGGAAGAUUGAGUGACAGUAAUUACAGUCGAUCGACCACGGCCACCGGUUUCUACGACUCGGAAACGGUUAAACGGUACGUAGAAGAUGGGCCGAUAGUGGACUUUGUUAGUCGUUCAGGUGAUCGGUUUAAAAAUCGAAAAACGUAUCUAAUUUCUUCUAGCAACUUGGGAGGUGGAACUGGUGGGGUCAGUGGGAUGCCAGAUGAUGAAGGUUUUGCGUCGUCAGUUUCUGAGAAGAAUCUAAAUUAUUCAUUCGCUUCAAACUCGUCGGCCACCAUACUGACGAAUGGUGAUUCGGAGAUUGUGUUUGGGGUGGGUGCACCAGGAGAUUCGAUCACUACUACGGCUGGAGCUACUUCGGAGACGCCUUCCAGUGGCAGCGUUUUUGGUGGUGAUUCACAAAGAAGUUCCAGCAACAGCAAGGACAGUAAUCGAAGUGUUAGAGAGGGCGAUUUGUUUAGCUUCGGUCGACGGAAAAGUUGGAGGAAUUCAUCGAAACUGUACCCAUUCCAUAGCCAUUUCCUAAUCUACGAGAGCAUUUUCAAUACGAAACAAAUUUUGUACACGUUAGAAACGUUAAAAAACAUAUUGGCCAAUGAUAGCCGGUUCUUUUUGUGCCUUUCGGUUACUACGUCCGUCUCCAGUAGCCAAAUUCGAUCCUUGUUGGUGCGACAUCAUAGGAACGCAACCGGAAAAGGAUUCUCCAAUGGGCAGGAUGAAGUAGAAUACCAAAGUUUGUACAGAGGCUGUAUGUACCUGGAAGUGAUUGUUACGAUUUUGCUGUACUACACCAGAAGCUACUAUCAAAAAGAUGAAGAUCAGAAGAUUCAACCAUCAAAGGAUGAUAUCAAUGGAAACUCUAAGAUUCAACUGGAAUGUAUUAAACUCAUGACAAAAAUAUUUACAGAACUUCUGUCGAUAGUUAAAGAUGUUGGCAAAAAUCUCGCAAAUUAUAUUGCUGACUUGAUGGAGAAAUGCAAAGUGCAGAAAAUCAUGCUCUACUGUAUUACAUCAUCGGUAAACUAUUUCACAUCGCCUCAGUGCUACACUUAUUCGGAGGAAGUUCUUGUAUUCAAUGAUCCCGAAAACUCUCGGCUCUAUGCAGAAGCGUACCAAAUAGAGUUACUGAACCUAAUGCUCUCUGUCAUCAAGCUGGAACAUGAAAUAAUGAUUCAACGAAAUGAUGAACGUUUCAAUGAAGGGAUAAAAAAUGUCCUCUCUAGCAAUUCGCCAACUCGGCCAGCUCCGGAAAACAAACGUAUCUACAAAUAUAUCCCGAACCAAUUGGUGAGUCAACAGCCCAUGUUCCUCUCGGCUAUGCUUUCGGCACUUCAGUCCGAAAAAUUGAAACAUAUACACAAAAACUGGACCGAUAUGGUGACGUCCUGCUUGACGUGUCUACCGUUGAAUAAUCUGACCAAUAUUGUGAUAAGCAUAAUUCAUCAAAUUUGCGCUAAUCUCGACAAAGUUACCAAACGAGACCGUAUUAUGAAUCAAUGCACGGAUUACAUCGUCGCCCAGCUAGAAGCCAUUACAGUAUUAUCGCAUUACUGCCUGCUGGACAGCUCGCAGCAAAUAUCUCUGGCUAAUGUUUUCAACGCCUCAGGCAAUGGGUUUACCUCACCCGUUUCAAAUUCUGGACAACUUAUCAACAGUAUAGUAAAUGUCUUUCUGUCCUCUUCUCUGUUAAAUGUAAAUCAAGCCAAAAACAGCCAUCAAGAGGUUGCGAAGAAUGCAAUCCUAAGUCAUAUUCCCCGGAUAAUUAUUACAAUUGCUACCCUUUGGGAAACUAGCAUCAGCGAAUUCCGUCACGUCAAGCAUCAACUGCUCGAAUUUUUAAGUCCUAUUUCAUUACAUUAUGGAACGAACUUUUUGGCCGCGAUUUCGGUUGCUUGGUACGAGAGAAGCAGCGAUACUUUAAAUUCGCAAGAAAGCACCUCUUCAACGGAUCCCGAUAAUGACUUCUUCGAGGUAAUGACCAAGGCUCUGCCGCAAGCUAACGAAAAUCAACUGCUCCUGGUAAAGCUGAUUUCUGGUAUUCGUAUUAUGUCCGUCGAUUCGUUCAUUCAAACAAUGCACCAGGUCAUUAAGACGCCUCCACAAAUUUAUCAACCACCUGUUGGUUUAAAUCUAGAAGUUAGUGCUCUCGAGCUACUCUUCUUCUACCUGAAAAGCGUCUCCCAGACACAGUUCAAUGACUGCUGGAGUUCGUUGUACGCCUUACUGAAAGACUGCCUGUCGCUGCAAAUUCCGGCCCAAUUCGUUGCCCUUUCGAUUCUGAAUGAGUUCGUUCAGCGAUGCCCCAACAUCCCUUUCAGCGACAAAAAAGACUUGCGAGAUCUGCACGAUGUCACGUCCCGCCUAGUGGAAGCUAUCUCGAACGUUGCAGGAUCCUGUUUGGAGCAGACAACAUGGCUGCGGCGAAACCUCUCGGUCAAAGAGGAAUUCAGCUCGAUCGAGAGCACCAAAGAUGGGCUGUUGAUACCAUCCAAUCAGCAUUACUCGAUUCAGGCGCAAUCGAUCUUAGCGUCCAUCCUCGCUCCGCUGCUCGAUGUAGCCUUCAGCUCCCAGGAAAAGGACAAGGUGACAACGAUCGUAACCGGGGUCAUGUACAACAUCGUGCCUUACCUGAAAACCCACACCGUUAAAAACAUCCCGACGUUCCAUGCUUGCUCGAAUCUGCUGGCCAGUUUGAGCACCUAUCAGUAUACCCGCAAGGCGUGGCGAAAAGACGUUCUCGACCUGCUGCUCGAUGGAACGUUCUUCCAAUUCGAUAGCCGGUGUUUGCCGUACUGGAAAACUAUCUUGGAUAGUUUGAUGACCUGUGAUAAUACCACUUUUAGAGAUCUUAUGAAUCGCUUGCCACUAGCACAAACUGGAACGCUAAACAUAUUUACUUCCAAGGAGCAGGAAUACGAACAGCGAGCAUUGCUUCUGAAGCGGCUGGCCUUCGUAAUUUUUUGCAGUGAGAAUGAUCAGUACCACAAGUAUAUGCCGGAAAUUCAAGAACAACUUGCCAACAGUUUGCGGCUACCUCAGGUUGUCCCGUUGAUACAGUCGGCCGUUUUCCUCUGUUUCCGAGUGCUGUUGCUGCGAAUGUCGGCUGACCACGUGACAAGCCUGUGGCCGAUUAUCAUCGCCGAAAUGGUGCAAGUGUUCCUAUCGAUCGAGCAGGAGCUGAUGACCGAUACCGAGGAAUUCAGGUCCCAAUCGAGUCAACACAUUCGCAUGCUGUCCGGACUGGAUACGGCUUGGGUGACUAAUACCAACAACGGACUGUACUCCUAUGGCCACCCACAUUGGCGCAUGGUACAGCUGGAAACGGCCAAACUGUUGGAGCUGGGAUGUGUCCUUCCGGCCACCAUUUUGCCUCAUUUUCAAAUGUACCGAUGGGCAUUUGUAAGCAGCCAGAAUGAGUAUUUCAUCAAACCGGGUCGAAGUGAUGAUGCCAAAAGUGUUGCCUUCAUUCCCCACGUUACUAGAAUAUCGCAGUUGAUGGAUUUCCGGUACACAUCACAUUCACCGAAACCUCAAACCCACAAGGGUAGCCACAUCAUGCUGACCUGCCAAGCCAUCAACACCCUGCAGGAUCUGUACAGCUUUUUCUCAACCCUGUCGAUGCGGUGGCCAUCGCACAUUUCCUACACGGCCGACACCGAGAAGGACACUAAAGCGUGCCUGGAAGAGAUCGAGAAGGUCCUAUCAUUGGACUUUCUGGAGAAGAUACCGGUCACCAAAUAAGACGGGGUGUUACAAUAGGUAAGGACUACGCUGAAAGUUAACUGUUAUGAGAUAUUAGAAAGGGGGAGCUCUUGAUGGGUGGUCGUGAUUGUAAAUAUUCUUGUGUAACGCGUAUUAUUUUUAAACGACGAAUUACUACCCAAUUCAACUCAUUGUGAUCAUUAGUCAGUUUUUUUUGUGUUGUUUAUUUACUAUAAAAAUAAUUUCUUUAUCAAGCUGUCUUAGGACAGUUGAGCAUAAUUUAGCAAAAUAGCACUAUUUAUUAUUCUAAAUUAUACAAAUCCGAAAAGAUUGAAAGACUCUUCCAAGAGUGGAACUGUUGGUGGUGAUACCUAUAAUAGAAGAAUGGAACAGGAUAACUUAGAAAUGUGCUGAAGCACCCCACAAGUCAGUAAUAUAUCGCAUAUAGAAAACAUCGCACAUAAGUACGUUGUGUGUUACCCAGAUGUCGGGGCAGAAAACCGGUAAACGACUGGUAAAUUACAAUAUUUUUGAAGUGUACCGUUAAAAAUUUGCGGGUAGCAAACCAAUCGAAGAAGACAAAAAAACAUCAGAUCAAAUCACACAACACUAGUAGGUGAUAGUACAGAAAACUAUAAAUCUUAGAGGAAACUAGAAUCUUACGUAUCUGGAAUAAAUUUAAAUUUUACUGA
This is a messenger RNA of Uranotaenia lowii, 9013 nucleotides long. Its product is annotated as protein dopey-1 homolog. Gene Ontology annotation, cellular component: trans-Golgi network; endosome. The record is from RefSeq and is a predicted model, not a curated record. NCBI's taxonomy places the organism in Eukaryota, Metazoa, Arthropoda, Insecta, Diptera, Culicidae. Gene Ontology annotation, biological process: Golgi to endosome transport. Bases 801 to 8360 code for a protein of 2519 amino acids. The transcript is spliced from 10 exons.